GUGGUCCAUGAUGGCUGGCGGGGCCAGGUGUCCCGCGGUGGCCGCAGGGGGCGAGAGUAGCGAAAGCGACGACGAUGGCUGGGAUAUCGGCUUCGUGUCCAAAGCGUCACCUGCGAAGCGGCAUUUGGAUGAGGCGUUGCAUUUAGAUGAUAAAGAAGUCGCUUUGAAGAAAGCACUGACUACUGGAAACUUGUCUCUUGUUGAAGAACUUUUAAAUUCAGGUGUAAGUGUAGAAUCUACUUUUAAGUUUGGAUGGACACCACUGAUGUAUGCUGCAAGUAUUGCAAAUGUGGAACUCAUGCGUGUCCUUUUGAACAGAGGUGCAGAUGCAAGCUUUGAAAAGGAUCAAUUUACAGUCUUGAUGGCUGCAUGUACUGCACGCGCUUCAGAAGAACAGAUGUUAAAGAGUGUAGAACUGCUUCUUUCAAGGAAUGCUAAUCCUAAUGCAGCAUGCAGGAAGAAAAUGACACCACUAAUGUAUGCUGCUCGUGAAGGCCACCCUCAAAUUAUUGCUCUUCUUGCUGCUCAUGGAUCACAGAUAAACAUCCAGGAUGAAAAUGGUUACACUGCAUUAACCUGGGCAGCACGACAGGGACAUAAGAAGGUAGUGUUCAAGUUGCUUGAGCUUGGAGCUGAUAAAUCAAUACAGACAAAAGAUGGACUGACACCAGGAGAGAUUGCAAAGAACAAUAAGCAUUCAGAGCUUUUCAGUUUACUUUCUUUGACAGCACAUCCUUUCCCAGGAAAGUUUCAGAACCUAACUAAAGAAAAGGCUAUUCACAGACUUUUGAAAGCAGUACCUGAUGCGGUUAAAAACAAUAAAAACAGUUCUUAUGCAGCUUUUGGUGACCUGGAAGUGCUUUUACAUGGUCUUGGGCUAGAACACAUAACAGAGAUUUUGAAGGAGAAAGAAAUAGUUUUAAGACAGCUUUUGACCAUGGGAAAAGAAGACUUUAUACAGAUUGGGAUUAUGGAUGCCAGUGACCAACAAAAAAUCUUAGAUGCUGCUAAAGAACUGCAGAUAGAAGAAGUGAAAUUGGAAGAGUUGCCUGGAAUAAUAAACUUGGAAAUCAGUGGUGAUGAAUUUCUUUCUUUUCUCAUGAAACUAAACAAACAAUGUAUUCACCUUACAACUGCUGUGCAGAGUGUGGUUAAUCAGUUCCCUACAGAUGCCCACAAGUUGGUUCUUGAAUGGAGUCCACCUGAAAGCCUUGCUAAAGUUUGUGAAGACCUUAUUUCCAGUACUGAAGAUCUGAAUGGAGAAGCAAACAAGCUAAAAAAGCUAAUUCAAAAGCUGCACGAGGGACAGAAUGAGGAUCCUUGCCGAAUACAGCCUCUGGUGGAAAAAGGCCGGUGGAAGAGGACCUUUUUAAAAAUGUCAGUGGUAGCAUUGGUUGGAUCUGGAUGCUGCUUCUUUAUCAGCAAGUUAACUUUAAGGAAGAACUAA
This is a messenger RNA of Varanus komodoensis (Komodo dragon), 1447 nucleotides long. RefSeq names its product ankyrin repeat, SAM and basic leucine zipper domain containing 1 (gene ASZ1). The record is from RefSeq and is a predicted model, not a curated record. The coding region runs from base 8 to 1447 and encodes 479 amino acids. The transcript has 13 exons. Lineage: Eukaryota; Metazoa; Chordata; Lepidosauria; Squamata; Varanidae. Gene Ontology annotation, biological process: piRNA processing. Gene Ontology annotation, cellular component: pi-body. Gene Ontology annotation, molecular function: protein binding.